Molecule: messenger RNA, 285 nt
Organism: Aspergillus calidoustus
Lineage: Eukaryota; Fungi; Ascomycota; Eurotiomycetes; Eurotiales; Aspergillaceae
Source: the annotation of a GenBank genome assembly
AUGUCCUCCAAAUACGUUUUCACAAAGGGCCUCAAGGAGCUGCGGUUCCUCUUUUGCCAGACCUCUGAGCACAGCGCUGCGACACGGUCCUUCCUCCUCCGCGCCUAUCCCACCAUGAAGAAGCACAACCCGCACACCCCGAUCCUCGUCCGCGAGGCCUCCGGCACCCUUCCACGUGUCUACGCUCGAUACGGAUUCGGAAAGGAAACGGAGGAGGCUCUGAGCGGCCUUUCGGAUCAGCAGAUUGAAGAAAAGAUUACGCAAUUGGUCAAGGCAUCCUCAUAA